Messenger RNA from Rubroshorea leprosula, 1270 nucleotides. NCBI's taxonomy places the organism in Eukaryota, Viridiplantae, Streptophyta, Magnoliopsida, Malvales, Dipterocarpaceae. The record is from the annotation of a GenBank genome assembly.
AUGUUAAAGAAGAAAGAUUAAUUAGGAAGAAAGAAGGUGGUAGAGGAAAGCAUGAUACUAAAAGCAAAAUUCUGCAAAACCAACCACCACCCAUAAGAUUUCUUCCCCCCAUUACCAAAUCAGUCGGAUCAAUGGGGAUGAUGUUUCAUUGUUCAGAAAUUGAAGACGUCUGCUAAAUCCUCUUUUAAUAUAGAGCAUUUGGUGUACAUUUGCGGAUUCCAUCAGUUGCUAAUACCUGAGGCUGUCUUUCCCCAGUUUUGUUAAGGAAUAUUAGUUCUUCAAGCUGCGUUCUGCACAUUGUUUCUUGAAUGGUUCCAGUUGCAUUGUUGCUAUAAGAAGUUGCCUCAAGUUUACCCCCAUUUCUGAAUUUGGCUUGAUACUCAUUCCCAUUUUGGAAAAAGCAGCCCUCUUUGGCCCAAAACCGGUUUGGGGAAAUUGAGCCUCCAUUGGUUCAGUUUGCUGUCACAUUUCAGAAUCUGGGUCUGCUCUUCAACAUAUUUUCAUUUCAAAGCACUUCCUACUGCUUGGAGAGAAAUUUUGGUAACAUUUCAGAAUCCGAGCUCAGCUGCUACACUGCUACUCUCUCAAUUCAAAGUGAUUACUCUCACAUUUCGGCAUCUUCAUCUUCCUUGAUCGGUAAGUUAUCCCAAUUGUGGAGCUAAAAAGAGUUUGAUCUAUUACAGGGUUGUGUGAGUUAGACUGCUAAGGAUACAUCUUAAAUGAGUGGUGCACAAUCUGAGAGUAACCGAAAACUUUCUAGUACUAUAAUCAAUCUGCAAGAUCGAUACUCAGGUCACUCGAGCUACAUUAUGGAAGCUAGAGCAAGAAAAAACCCCACUCCUCCGCCCAUCGAGAAAAACAAGGAAUAUACAAGAUCUCUAUCACAAGGAGGAGGCAGAAGAUUGUUACCUGCAAGGGCAAGCUAUUUCAGCUUGGAGUCACUGCUUCUGCUCACGUGUCUAACAGCAUCAUUGCUUAUCCUUCCAUUGAUACUGCCACCAUUGCCUCCUCCACCAUUCUUGCUGCUGCUGCUGCCCAUAGUCAUUUUAGCUGUGCUCAUGUUCUUGGCCCUCAUGCCUUCGGAUGUAAGGGAUCUUACAAAUACAUAUGUGUAAAUUGUGUUCUGAGUUGCACCGUUUUUGUAAUUCCACAUCUUCAAAAAUAUGAAAGAAAAUAGUUCAUUCAUUCCAUGGUUCUUUGCUCACCAUUUUUUAAGUUCUCACCAAAAGGAGUUUAGCCGAGUUUGUAUGAAUUAAUUUUAAACUGUCAU